AUGAGUGGUAACCCUUUAACCACAGUUGAUAUUUCCAACUUGGAAGAUCCCAAGGUAUCCAAGGAGUUGUUAGAUGCUAUGGUAUCGCAAGGAUUUGUGUUUAUCGACGGUCAUAAAUUUGAAGCUGGAGAAGUUGACAAGAUAUUUGACUUAUCUAAGGAGUUUUUUGAAUUACCAUUGGAGUAUAAACAAAAUUUUCCAUUUGACAACACUAAUUCUGGGUACAUUCAAUUCAAUAGGGAAAACCUUGAUCCUUCUCAAAAGAGGGAUUUUAAGGAGGGUUUAAACUUCAGUGGCAUUGAUUUUACAACCGGGGAGCCUUCAGGACCAGUUCCAAAAUGGUUCACUGAGGAUGCAGAACGACACAAGUUUAUCAAAGGCACGAUUUUGAAAUUAAAUCGAUUGGCCCUUGACUUGCUUUUAAUAUUAGCUAGAAGUCUUGAAAUUCAAGAUAGUGAAGAAGGUCCAGGUAUCGAAUGGUUCACAUCAAGAUACAAACCCACAUCCACGUCCGGGUCAACUCUUCGGUUCUUGCACUACCCGGCCCAAAACACCAACGAUGAGCUGAGUGAAGUCCGUGCUGGUGCUCACACUGACUACGGCUCUAUGACGCUUUUGUUUCAAAAGGAGCACCAGGAAGGACUAGAAAUAUACAGUCCUGUCAGCAAAAAAUGGGAAAAGGUACCAUUUGUUGCUAGUACCAAACCAGAUAUGGCGCCUCCUAUAAUUGUAAAUAUUGGGGAUUUGUUAAGUUAUUGGACUGCUGGGUUACUCAAAAGUACUAUACACAGAGUCAAAUUCAGCAAUUCUCAAGCAGAAGAUAGAUAUUCAAUUGUAUUUUUCAGCCACCCAAGUGAUGAAACAUUAUUGGAACCAGUGCCAAGUGAAUUGUUGAAAGAUCGUACUGGUAGAGGUGUGGCUAAGGACACUGAAUACAUCACAGCUUUGCAGCAUUUGCAGAAGAAGAUAUCAAACACCUACGGUUAUUAA
This is a messenger RNA of Lodderomyces orthopsilosis Co 90-125, 990 nucleotides long. RefSeq lists its product as uncharacterized. Gene Ontology annotation, molecular function: dioxygenase activity. The coding region runs from base 1 to 990 and encodes 329 amino acids. NCBI's taxonomy places the organism in Eukaryota, Fungi, Ascomycota, Pichiomycetes, Serinales, Debaryomycetaceae. The transcript has a single exon. The record is from RefSeq and is a predicted model, not a curated record.